AUGCUGAUCCACGUGAGGACUACUAUAAAGGAACCAUUACGUUUUGUAAGAAUCUUUUACAUUCAGUUCUUGAAGAGGCCAGUUGCUAGUUCACAAGAUGUUUUUCUAUAUUGUAGCUGCCGUUUUCUCCAUUUCCAAUGCUGAACAAGGAUGUCUAUUCGACGGAAAAAUGUACUCGUCGGGAGAACAAAUAGUAAUUUCUCAUUGUUUGGGCGCCAUGACCUGCCUAGGUAACAAUGCCUACGGUGAUUUGCAGCAAUGGGGUGGUAAUUGUCCAAACACAAGAUCAGAAGAUGGACAAACUGGGUGCCUCUUCGAUGGUCGUGUAUAUCAGAAAAAUGAAGAGGUUGUCUUCGGUGGGUGUCUGGGAGAAAUGACAUGCUUGGGUAACAACUUGUACACCAGCAUUACACCCUUAUUCGGAGACUGUUCCAGAACAAUGCCAAAACGCUCAGAUGACGGACAGAGUGGGUGUUGGUUUGAUGGGCGUGUCUAUUCCACUGGGGAGGAUAUCAUGAUCAGACCCUGUUUAGGAAAAAUGACCUGUUUGGGGGAGAACAACCUCAGCGCUAUUACACCACUGUAUGGAAAUUGUGAUGCUAAACGAAGUUCCAAUGGCCAAGAUGGCUGUCUGUAUGAUGGAGUGGUUCUGAAUGCUGGAGAGACCAUCACUAUUAUGGGUACAACGACUGAGCUCUUGUGUCUGGGACAUAACUUAUAUAAAGAGUUCAUUCAUUAAGAAUAAUUAGACGAUAAGGCUUGAGCAAAUGACCUUCAUCUAUCAUCAGAUCAAAUACUUGUGAUGCAUCUGCACUUUAUAUCCUGUGUUUAUGGUUAUUAUUUUGUUUUAAAUCAAUAAAUAAGUUGUUGAUAUU
Molecule: messenger RNA, 875 nt
Organism: Ostrea edulis (European flat oyster)
Lineage: Eukaryota; Metazoa; Mollusca; Bivalvia; Ostreida; Ostreidae
Exons: 9
Coding region: 98-739 (213 amino acids)
Source: RefSeq, a predicted model, not a curated record